Messenger RNA from Closterium sp. NIES-67, 589 nucleotides. Lineage: Eukaryota; Viridiplantae; Streptophyta; Zygnematophyceae; Desmidiales; Closteriaceae. The record is from the annotation of a GenBank genome assembly.
AGGGUGAAGCAUGAGGAGGGCAGUGAGAGAGAGAAGAGAGAGAAGAGAGAGAGAGAGAGAGAGAGAGAGAGAGAGAGAGAGAGAGAGAGAGAGAGAGAGAGAGAGAGAGAGAGAGAGGGGGGGGGGGGGGGGGGGGGGGGGGGGGGGGGGGGGGGGGGGGGGGGGGGGGGGGGGGGGGGGGGGGGGGGGGGGGAGGAGAGGAGGAGAGGAGAGAGAGAGAGAGAGAGAGAGGAGAGGGAGAGAGAGAGAAGGGGGGGGAGAGGGGGGGAGGGAGGGGGGGAGGGAGGGGGGGAGGGAGGGGAGGGAGGGAGGAGGGAGAGAGGGAGGGAGGGAGGGAGGGAGGGAGGGAGGAGGGAGGGAGGGAGGGGAGGGAGGGAGGGAGGGAGGGAGGGAGGGGAGGGAGGGAGGGAGGGAGAGAGGGAGAAAUGUCAAGAGAGGAGAGGAAGAUCAAAAGGGGGAGCGGAGAGAGCAGCAGGAGGGAACCAGCAGGAGAAGUACCACUCAGAGGAAGGAGCAAGCAGAGGAAGGAGCAAGCAGGAUGACCUGCCACGGAGGAAGAUAAAGCUCCGAACUCCAAGAUCUCACAUGC